AUGGAAAAUGAGGAAAUCCUCAAAGAGAAAGAGCUCUUGGCUAGCACUGAAGACGGAACGGCUCUCGACCAAACCAUGUUGUCUAGGAUGGAGACAUUUGAAGUUAAUGAUCCAAAGCCCAAGAGGAGAAAUGGAAUGAACUGCAUCAUGGUCCUAGUGGUCAUGUACCUGGUUCUGCUCACUGUGGGCGCUGGGCUAUUGGUGAUACAAGUUCUAAACCUGCAGGAGCGGCUCCGGAUCCUGGAGACACCCUACAACAAUGAAACACAGGACCAGCUCACCCAAGUCCUCACCAAGCAGGAGAGCCUACAGCAACGGAUGGACAACUUUAUUCAGAUCCCAGGACCCCCAGGACCCCCAGGACCCCGAGGCCCACCAGGAAUCAAGGGAGAGGCAGGAAGAAAAGGAGACAUGGGCAUGAAAGGAAACAUGGGCAUGAAAGGAGACAUGGGCAUGAAAGGAGACGUGGGCAUGAAAGGAGACGUGGGCAUGAAAGGAGACGUGGGCAUGAAAGGAGACAUGGGCAUGAAAGGAGACAUGGGGGUCAUGGGACCCCCCGGAGCUCGGGGGGAUAAAGGUGACUCAGGAAAGCCAGGUUCCCCAGGAGUGGCUGGAAUUCCUGGAAUCAAAGGUGAUCAAGGACCACCUGGAAUGAAGGGUCUUCCGGGCUUUCCAGGAGCUGUGGGAUCCCCAGGUGCCAAGGGUGAGACUGGCAGCACUGGCCCCACUGGGCCAAUAGGACCACCAGGGAUGCCCGGGAGACCAGGAGUCGAAGGUGUAAAAGGAAGCAAGGGGGACACAGGACUUCAAGGACAGAAAGGAACAAAAGGAGAAUCAGGAUUUCCAGGCCUUGCAGGCAUGAAGGGAGAGAAGGGAAGCCCGGGCCUGGGAGGCCUCAAGGGGGCACCUGGACCAAGUGGCCUAAAGGGAGAGCCUGGAUCGAGAGGAGCUACUGGGCCACAAGGAGCCAAGGGAGAAAAAGGUCAAAAAGGUGACUCCUCAUUAACCGUCCGGAUUAUCGGCUCUAGGAACCGAGGCCGAGCUGAAGUUUUCUAUAAUGGUGCAUGGGGGACAAUCUGUGAUGACAGCUGGGACAAUUCAGAUGCCACUGUCUUCUGCCGCAUGCUGGGUUACUCCUCUGGAAGUGCUAUCUACAAUGUGGGAGCUGGCUCUGGAAACAUCUGGCUGGAUGAUGUUGCAUGUUCAGGGUCAGAAUGGACCCUGUGGGACUGCAACAAGAGCAGCUGGGGCUCUCACAACUGCAACCACAAUGAGGAUGCGGGCGUGAACUGCAGCUGA
Budorcas taxicolor (takin) is the source of this 1299-nucleotide messenger RNA. RefSeq names its product macrophage receptor with collagenous structure (gene MARCO). The transcript has 13 exons. The record is from RefSeq and is a predicted model, not a curated record. Gene Ontology annotation, cellular component: membrane. The coding region runs from base 1 to 1299 and encodes 432 amino acids. Lineage: Eukaryota; Metazoa; Chordata; Mammalia; Artiodactyla; Bovidae.